UUCCUGCGCUCAGGUUUGCGCACAACUUAAGCACCUGCAAGUUUCUGUGUGUGCGUGCUGUUUUCACUGGACGAUGUUCAAACUCUGAGAAAGAAAGAGAGAGUGAGGGAGAGAGCGCAUUACGCCAUCCUUCCCUCUUGGAAAAAAGUGGGAUUUGAAACAAGUCUCUUACAAGAUAUCAAGCAGAACCGCUGGACUUCAACGAGAGACACUGCGCUUUUGCACCUACUCUUGGAUCUCCACUCCGACAGAGCUGGAUCACUAUGGUUCUGAAGAGAGGGGCACAUGGCAAUGGUUUGCGCAGAGUAAUCGAUCAGACGUUUCCAAAGCUUCAUUUUUACCUCUCCAACCCCGUUCAUGGUAGUUCGCCAAGAGCUGUUGGUCAUUUCUCCAUCACCGAAACUCAGAGGAAGAUCAGAGGAUGAAAGUUCUGACUAGUCUCCCUCUUUUACUGGGCUUCUGGACUCUGUUAUACCUGGUCUUCAUCCCGCAAGCGCUCUCCCUCGCCGGCGUGGCCGGUCACAGGGGCACGGGAGCGGUCAUACCCAAUCCGCGGUUACCGGUGGCGCGCAACGGGACGACGCUCGUUAAGCCCUCUGACAACGCGAAGAUCUCUCGCAUCCGGGCUGGUCCACCUCUGAUAAAGUCCGAGACUAUCCCGGCUCGCGCCUCGGUACCUGUGAGUUUAGGGCGCAGGGAGGCCGCGCGCUCUUUGGUACCCAAGGAUGCGGCGAGAGUCUCAUCCUCUUCCAGCAUCCAGCACCAAACGGGACACAAUAAAGGAGUUUCUAAAACGCCAGCUGCAAUCAGGGCCGGUCAGCUCAAUCCUGGCGUGAUGAAAAGCAUCGCACCAGCACCUGCCCAUCUGAGAGCGAAAGGCGCAGUUAAACUGGAGGACAGUGAGGAACCCAAACACCCUUUAGUGACGCCCCAUGACUACAUGCUGUCCCUGUACUGGUCACUGACCAGCGGCGAGGUCAAUACUAGUGUCUUGCACGAGGCUGGGAUGGCCAAUACCAUCACCAGCUUUGUAGAUAGAGGACAAGACGAGCGAGCGCCCCUGCUGAGACGCCAGCGCUACCUCUUCAACAUCAGCUCGAUGGAGAAGGAGGGUCUGUUGGGCGCAGAGCUGCGCAUCCUCCGAAAGAAACACAUGGACUCUCGUAAGGCCGCGUUUGAGGGCAUGGUAGCUCUGAGACUGUACACCUGCGCGUCAGGUAAGCACAGAGGUCUACUGGUGCACAGUCUUCGCAUCGACCCUCACAGCGCCCCUUACUGGGAAGUGUUUGACAUCUGGAAACGGUUCAAAGACUUCAGAAACGCUCCUCAGCUUUGCUUUGAGCUGGAAGCCGUAGAUCAAGGACGACCGCUUGACUUGCGAUUACUCGGCCUGGGCCGAGCGGGAAGGCAGACCAAGGAGAAAGCCUUCUUUGUGGUGUUCGGGCGUACAAAAAAGCGAGGGCUCUUUUACAACGAGAUCAAAGCCCGUUCAGGUCACGACAACAAGACGGUGUACGAGUACCUCUUCACCCAGCGACGGAUGCGUCGGGCACCGUUGCCUCGUGGGAAAAAGCCACCCAAGAACCAAACCAAACAGCGCUGCAACCGCAAGCAGUUGCACGUCAACUUUAAGGAAAUGGGCUGGGACGACUGGAUCAUCGCUCCACUGGAGUACGAGGCCUUCCACUGCGACGGUGUCUGCGACUUUCCCAUACGCUCCCAUUUGGAGCCUACCAAUCACGCCAUCAUCCAGACUCUCAUGAACUCCAUGGAUCCCAGGUCCACGCCACCGACCUGCUGCGUCCCCACCAGACUCAGCCCCAUCAGCAUUCUGUACAUCGAUUCCGCCAAUAAUGUGGUGUACAAGCAGUACGAGGACAUGGUGGUGGAGAGCUGUGGUUGCAGGUAGCGAGAUAUGAAGAACCUUUCUGGUCUUCUUCAUGACUUCCAGACUUUCUUUGACAAGAGUUUUAUUUUAUUGCCAAAAUCAAGAGUACGACUUCCGUUUGUGGAUCAGCUUUAGAAACAGGGAACAGGGUUGUGCACCAUUCAGAAUUGCAUUGAGAUUGUCUUUUAAAUUCCAGUUCAAUUCUUGAAUUAGAAUUAUGGUAGCAAACAGGGUGCAGAAUUGCAAUUUGAAGGUUAAUGUAAGGAAGUAUAAUUAAAAUGAACUGGAAUUCAAAAGAAGUCCAAAAACCUGUCAUUUUAACCAGAUAAGCAAAUGUUGGCAAGACAAACUUUGAUUACUGGAUUGACUAAGCUUUGUUUGAAAGUUUUGAGAGGGAGCUUUAAAAGAAGUGAUAUUUAAAGGUUGAACUUUUAACAUGCUAUAUUCCAGUAACCUUUAAGGAUAUUUAAGAAAAUUACCUGAAACAAAAAUGU
Messenger RNA from Rhinichthys klamathensis goyatoka, 2382 nucleotides. RefSeq names its product growth differentiation factor 5 (gene gdf5). The record is from RefSeq and is a predicted model, not a curated record. Bases 422 to 1909 code for a protein of 495 amino acids. The transcript has 2 exons. Gene Ontology annotation, cellular component: extracellular region. Gene Ontology annotation, biological process: SMAD protein signal transduction; BMP signaling pathway. Lineage: Eukaryota; Metazoa; Chordata; Actinopteri; Cypriniformes; Leuciscidae. Gene Ontology annotation, molecular function: cytokine activity; growth factor activity.